GCCCUUUUCCUAGUUUUCUAUGCGUGCCGUGUGCCGCCUCCUGCUCUCCGUCUCGGCCUGGAGCCCAGUUUGAAUCAUUCUCCCCUUCCCCAGUCUCCUCUCUCCUCUCUGCCCGCAUUCUCCUCCUCCCCCUUCCAAUUCUUAACUCCCCGAGCCCCCAAAAUCACGCACCCAGAGAGCGCUCCCGAAACCCUAGCCACACGUCCAUGGGGUGCACGCAGGGCAAGUGCUGCCUGCCUCGGCCCCCGGGGAGGGGCUCCGGCGGCGGGCGGGGGCGCGGCGGCGCCACCCUCGGCCGCGCCGAGGUGCCCGGCGCAGGGCUGCUGCUGGAGUACGCCACGCUGGACGUGGCGGGGCUGUACCCGGACUCGCCGGGCCGGGAGUCCCAGGACGCGCACCUCGUCGCCACGCGCUUCGCGGGGGACCCGGACCUCCACCUCUUCGCCGUCUUCGACGGGCACGGCGCCGCUGGCACCGCCUGCGCCGGGUUCGCGCGCGACGCGCUCCCGCGCCUUCUCGCCGCGGCGGCGGGGGCCGGGUCGCUGGCCGCGGACCCCGCCGCCGCGUUCCGGGAGUCGAUGCUGGGCGCCAACGCGGAGAUGCACGCGGCGGCGGGGGUCGAUGACUUCAUGAGCGGGACCACCGCCGUGGCGGCGCUGGUGGCCGGCGGCGCGCUUCACGUGGCCAACGUGGGGGACUCGCGCGCCGUCGCCGGGGUGUGGCGGGCCGGGCGGGUCGUGGCGGAGGACCUGUCGUGGGACCAGACCCCGUUCCGCGCCGACGAGCGCGCGCGCGUCAAGGCGUGCGGCGCGCGGGUCAUGUCCGUCGAGCAGGUGGAAGGCAUGCGCGACCCGGAGUCCGAAGGGUGGGUGCCCGACGAGGGGGACCCGCCGCGCGUCUGGGCGCGCGACGGCCUCUACCCUGGCACGGCCUUCACGCGCAGCCUCGGGGACCUCGCGGCCGAGGCGGUUGGGGUCAUCGCCGAGCCUGAGGUGAAGAGCGUGGAGAUCACUCCAGCCCACCUGUUCUUCGUUGUUGCGAGCGAUGGCGUGUUCGAGUUCCUCUCCAGCCAGGAAGUGGUUGACAUGGUUGCUAUGUAUCAAGAUCCUCGAGAUGCCUGCUCAGCAAUCGCUGCUGAGUCAUACAAACUAUGGCUGGAGCAUGAAAAUAGGACAGAUGAUAUAACAAUAAUCAUUGUGCAUAUCCGGGACUCUGAAAUUUCAGGUCCUGCAGGGAGCGACAAAGUGGACUAUGGUAGCAUCGGAGCAUCAAUAGCUGCGCACACAGUACAGUCAGAGAUACCUGUAUUUGUACCACCAGAAGCAAGUCAGUUGAACAGAUGUGCUGCUACCGAAAUGCAAUCAUCAUCCUCAGGCUCUCCAACAGAACGAAGCCUCUCCUGCGUUGCUCCUUCUCCUAUGCACCCUUUGUUGAUACACGGUAGAAUAUCAGAUGCUUCCAAGCCUAUGCGUAGUGAGCAAGCUGCAUCACAAGUGCAACCUUGGCAUCAGGUGGAUGGUGGUACUGAGCUGGAACAGCCUAUGCAAUAAAGUAUGCAUCCAGCCUCCUGCUGAAUAUGGAGUAUCCAAGGUAAAUGGCGAAAAGAGGCCUUGCCAUACCCCAUGGCCAUCCUCCGGUGCUACUAACCAUGCCAUGGAUGUGAUGUUGGUCAGCGGCAAAUCUCAGUGUUGCUCGUGUUUUCUUAGAGCACCGGCCGCAAACUGACGAUGCUAAGGUUCUGACCGAAGUUGGGGGUCAUCUAACCAGGGGAUUGAUUAGUGGUGUUGGGCGCCACCAUAAGUGUUGUAUGUGGAAUGGAGUUAUUAUCUAUUUAUUGUAUUUGUUCACUUUACCAGUUUAUUUAAUUUAAGUUGAUGCUUGCCGUGGUAUGGUAUGGGAUGCAACCCUGAGGUGUCAUUCUGCCACAGAAUUAGGAUCUGGAAUUGAAAUGCGGGUGCCGUGCAGAACAAAUCAGGUUGAAGCUUUCACAAGGAAAAA
Molecule: messenger RNA, 1998 nt
Organism: Panicum hallii
Lineage: Eukaryota; Viridiplantae; Streptophyta; Magnoliopsida; Poales; Poaceae
Product: probable protein phosphatase 2C 65
Exons: 5
Coding region: 207-1550 (447 amino acids)
Biological process (GO): protein dephosphorylation
Cellular component (GO): nucleus; cytosol
Molecular function (GO): protein serine/threonine phosphatase activity; cation binding
Source: RefSeq, a predicted model, not a curated record